CUUGAUAAUCUUCAUCAUCAUCAAACCAAACACAAAUCCUCUUACAGAAACUCUUUCAUCAAGCGAAUCCCUCGGCGGAGAUUCUCGUGGCUGCUGCGUGUAAAGUUACUGUUGGGGUUGCUGUUCAUGGCAGGACAGUCAAGAAAAUGGAUGAUAUUAGUGGCCACGAUUUGGAUUCAAGCCUUCACGGGAACAAACUUUGAUUUCUCUGCGUAUUCAUCGGAUUUGAAAUCCGUUUUGGGGAUUUCCCAACUGCAGUUGAAUUACUUGGCGACGGCCUCCGAUUUAGGAAAGGUCUUCGGGUGGUCUUCAGGUUUGGCGCUCAUAUAUAUGCCUUUGUGGGUCGUUCUUUUCAUGGCGGCUUUCAUGGGAUUCUUCAGUUACGGCCUUCAAUGGCUUGUUAUCAGAAAUGUUAUCUCUUUGCCUUAUAUUUUGGUGUUUCUUCUAUGUUUGUUAGCGGGGUGCAGCAUCUGUUGGUUCAACACAGUGUGUUUCGUACUUUGCAUCAGAAAUUUCCCUGCAAGUCGAGCUCUGGCUCUUUCACUUACAGUCAGCUUCAAUGGAGUGAGUGCCGCCUUGUAUACUCUUGCUGGCAAUGCAAUCAACUCUUCAUCAAGUUCGUUAUAUCUCCUUUUAAACGCUCUUGUUCCUCUCAUAACUUCUCUUGCAGCCCUCAUUCCAAUUCUUCGCCAGCCUUCUUUAGACCCUCUUCCUCCUGAUGGAGUUAAACGUGACUCUAUCAAUUUUCUCAUAUUGAAUUUCAUCGCUGUUUUCACCGGUGUCUAUCUCCUUCUUUUUGGAUCAAACUCAUCAGCUGGACCAACAGCUCGUCUCUUCUUUGGUGGAGCCCUUUUCCUUCUUGCUUUUCCAUUGUUCAUCCCCGGAAUCAUAUAUGCUCGAGACUGGUUUCGUCGCACCAUCCAUUCGAGCUUUCGCCUCGAAGGCUCUGGCUUCAUUCUCAUUGAUGUUGAUGAUCUCGAGCUGCAUAAAGAGCUUCUUUCCCGUGAGGCAAGUAGCCAUGAAAAUGGUCAUCUUUUAAGCGAAAAUAAUGGUUCUAGGCAUAGUAUCUCUAGACAGAAGAGCGCUGAGAGUGAUGGCUUCUGUGAGACAGUGAUUGGGAAGGAUAAAUUAGCAAUGCUUGGAGAAGAGCACUCGGCGAAAUUGCUUGUACGCAGGCUGGAUUUUUGGCUAUAUUACAUUGCAUAUUUUUGUGGGGGAACCAUUGGCCUUGUUUACAGCAACAAUCUCGGUCAAAUUGCACAAUCUCUAGGACAAAGCUCCAGCACCACCACUCUUCUCACUCUCUAUUCUUCCUUCUCCUUCUUCGGCCGCCUGCUCUCUGCUGCGCCAGACUACAUCCGAGCUAAAAUGUACUUUGCAAGAACAGGAUGGCUGGCGAUUGCGCUAUUGCCAACUCCGGUGGCUUUAUGUUUGCUGGCGGUAUCCGGGAAGUCAAUGGCACUACACGCAGGCACAGCACUGAUUGGAUUAAGCUCUGGGUUCAUAUUUGCCGCUGCAGUUUCCAUAACAUCAGAAUUGUUUGGCCCGAAUAGUGUAGGAGUCAAUCACAACAUUCUGAUCACCAACAUCCCGAUAGGUUCACUUGUUUAUGGCCUUCUUGCAGCCAUAGUUUAUGAUGCCAAUGUGAGGCCUAACGCUAAAGGUAUCUCCACAGACUCGGUGGUGUGCAUGGGGAGACAGUGUUAUUUUUUAACCUUUUUAUGGUGGGGAUGCCUAUCCGUUCUGGGUUUGGUCUGUAGUGUGCUUUUGUUCUUGAGGACUAGGCCUGCUUAUGAUCGUUUUGAAAGGAGUCGCUUGACACAAUUGUAUUAAGAGAUCAGUCAGGAUAAUUCAUAGAUUUGACUAGGGGCAAGUGUGGAUUGGGUAGAGAGGCAUGAAAUGUAUAGAUAGUACAUUAAAUGUUUACUUGUAUUCAACCCAAAAAAAAUAAACAAAGACAUCAACAAUUUUGUAUUCA
Messenger RNA from Mangifera indica (mango), 1978 nucleotides. RefSeq names its product protein NUCLEAR FUSION DEFECTIVE 4-like. NCBI's taxonomy places the organism in Eukaryota, Viridiplantae, Streptophyta, Magnoliopsida, Sapindales, Anacardiaceae. Bases 127 to 1833 code for a protein of 568 amino acids. The record is from RefSeq and is a predicted model, not a curated record. Gene Ontology annotation, cellular component: membrane. The transcript is spliced from 3 exons.